GAGAGUUGCGCAGGAGCGAUGGAGAGACAGGCUUUUUGCUGUGAUCAGUGUUUUCAUCAGUAGUCUUGUUCUUUAGCUGCCGUGUCGUGGGGAUUGCAGACAUUUUGCCACUCGUGCUCUCUCGCGCGCGCACACGCGAACUUGGAUUCUCUGCUUGCCCGCACACACACUCACACUCCAAAUCCGAGUGUGCAUACACAACACAUGCACACAGUGGUCGCUGUGCUAGUAUGGCAAGAUGCUGCUGCCGCGGUGUGAUAUGUGUGUCAGGUGUGUAUGAGAUGGGGAUCCAUGUGUGUUGAUUCCCAUGCACACUUUGACACGCUUGCACUCUGACUUGAUGCCUGGAGCCUCUGACAGGUCUGAGGGACAAACAGCAGGCCUGGCCAGGGGCCCUCCAUGCCAUGGAAGAAUGCAAGCAGAUCAUGGCACGGCAGAAAUCUAACAGCCAGUCGGACUCACAUGAUGAUGAGGUUUCUCCCCCACCGCCCAACCCCGUCGUCAAGGCCCGCCGCCGCAGGGGAGGGGUCAGCGCCGAGGUCUACACUGAGGAGGACGCUGUCAGCUACGUACGCAAGGUGAUCCCAAAGGACUACAAGACCAUGACCGCCUUGGCCAAGGCCAUCUCCAAGAAUGUGCUGUUUGCUCACCUGGACGACAAUGAGAGAAGUGACAUAUUUGAUGCCAUGUUCCCAGUCACCCACAUUGCAGGGGAAACAGUUAUCCAGCAAGGCGAUGAAGGAGACAACUUCUAUGUGAUUGACCAAGGUGAAGUGGACGUGUAUGUGAACGGGGAGUGGGUGACCAGUAUUGGAGAAGGAGGUAGUUUCGGAGAACUGGCCCUGAUCUAUGGGACUCCCAGAGCUGCCACCGUCAAGGCCAAGACUGAUCUUAAACUGUGGGGCAUCGACCGAGACAGCUACCGGCGCAUCCUCAUGGGCAGCACACUGAGAAAGAGAAAGAUGUAUGAAGAGUUCCUUAGCAAGGUCUCCAUCCUUGAGUCUUUGGAUAAGUGGGAACGUCUGACGGUGGCCGAUGCUCUGGAGCCCGUCCAGUUUGAGGACGGAGAGAAGAUAGUGGUGCAAGGAGAACCUGGUGAUGACUUCUUCAUUAUUACAGAGGGAAUAGCUUCUGUUCUGCAGCGCAGGUCUGACAAUGAGGAGUAUGUGGAGGUUGGACGCCUCGGACCCUCUGACUACUUUGGUGAAAUCGCCCUGCUGUUGAACCGUCCCAGGGCAGCCACCGUAGUCGCUCGCGGCCCGCUCAAGUGUGUGAAGCUGGACAGGCCCCGAUUUGAGCGUGUGCUGGGGCCGUGCUCAGAGAUCCUCAAGAGGAACAUCCAGAGAUACAACAGCUUCAUCUCCCUCACCGUGUGACAGGUCGGCCCCUCUGGGCCCCACCAGCAGGGGUGGGCAGCAUCAGCAUCAGAGUUUUGGUCGGUGGGUGGGAAUAGGUGAGGAUUCGGGGUAAAGGACAUGGGUUUUACAUGCACAACAACAGGGCGCUUAUUUCCUGCCUUUUUUUCCCCCUUUUUGCGCAUUUCUUUUCUUUUCUUUGAUCUUGUGCACUUUGACUUGACCUGUGCUGUCACGUAGCUUUAUGUCAAAAACAACAUGCAGGAGUGUUAAAAAUCAGAGCGAGGACAGGGAUCAUUCAACUGUAAAUGAGUCAUGUAUACAGUGUGUCAACUGUAUAGGAUGCAUGCUUCUAGACUGACAAACAAUGGCGUUUGCACUUUGUUGAUUUAUGAAGGGUAUGGAUGAAUUCAGGAAAUAAGAAGGAAGUGAAGUCAUGUUCACGUACAGCAGGAGGAAGUGAGUACACAUUUCCUUACUCGCUGACUGUGGUUUGCCUUUUUAUCACUUCUGAGUGUGCGUGGUGCCAUUCUAGGUCAGAUCAGACCAGCGCUACACAGACCUCUGUUCCCUAAAGCGUAGAUGUAGAGGUAUGAAGAAAUUUAAAUUCUUGGCUUUUUCAUUCAUUUUUAGUGCUUCUUAAGUGUGCUUUUACUGCUGCUACUCAGUUGGGGGGGGGUUGUUACAAGCAGUGAUAUGUUGAGUUAUCAUUUUUUGUGGUGUGUGCCAGCCAAAUUAACCGACAAAGUUGCUUUUUUUUCUCAAGAAAUCCUCUAUGUCCCAAUAUUCCCUGAAGCGGUUCAGUCUGAUCUGUGAGCUGUGGUAUUCCAAAGGCGCAGUAGUGUUAUCAGUCCAGUCCACAUAACACACAAACAGAGUCUGAAACACACUGACAUGAAACACACACAACCAUACUGUAUAUUCUUACACUGUCUCAGGACUAUGUGAAUCCUCAACACACACAAACAUACACACACCUUACCUGAUGCUUUUUUUGACCUGUUUUUGUUCUAUGUUAAAUUGCUAGAUGAACGCUUUUGCACCACUUUAGAGUUUGUACCGUUGGGUCAAUACAGAAGUUUGAUUUAGCUGUUUUUAAGACAUGACUUAUGUGUUAUAAAUACAUAAAAUAAAGAGGUAGACUAUAUACUUGUGUUGCUUUCCUUUGAUCUACUGUAAUCUGUCAAAGUUGCACAACUGACCCAGCGACUGAUGUUGUAUAAAAUGGGACCUUAAGAACUUUCUGUAUUCUCUCUCUCUCUCCCUCUCUCUCUCUCUCUGUCUCUCUCUCUCUCUCUGUAUCUCUUUCUUUCAACUAUCAAACCAUCUUGAGCAAAUAAAGAUAAGCUUCUGAAA
Molecule: messenger RNA, 2711 nt
Organism: Dicentrarchus labrax (European seabass)
Lineage: Eukaryota; Metazoa; Chordata; Actinopteri; Moronidae
Gene: prkar1b
Product: protein kinase, cAMP-dependent, regulatory, type I, beta
Exons: 10
Coding region: 405-1376 (323 amino acids)
Biological process (GO): regulation of protein phosphorylation
Cellular component (GO): cAMP-dependent protein kinase complex
Molecular function (GO): cAMP-dependent protein kinase regulator activity
Source: RefSeq, a predicted model, not a curated record